Molecule: messenger RNA, 909 nt
Organism: Arctia plantaginis
Lineage: Eukaryota; Metazoa; Arthropoda; Insecta; Lepidoptera; Erebidae
Source: the annotation of a GenBank genome assembly
AUGGGUAUUCGUGAGCCAAUCAAGCUAUUCUUCCCUAACUACAACAAAGAGGAAUUGUUCAAAAUCAUUUUUCUCCAACAAAGAGCUUUUGUUGAGAAUAUAUUAUUAACAUACGAGGUAGAUGAUGAUAUGAAACAUGAAUUAGAGAAACCUGAAUUGUUUGCGAACUUUCUCAAUGCAUUUUUGAGCGUAUUCUACAGGCCGUGCCGAGAUUUGAUUGAACUACAACAUAUGGCACUUGUAAACUUUUCUAAAUACAGCGAGCCAAUAAUUAAAAAGGAAAUACAAGCUACAGAUUUGACAAAACUUUGGCGGCACAUAGCACCAGUGCUUAAAUCAAACUUGGAACUACUGUACCUUAGAAUUAGUGAUGCUAAGCCCAUGAAACCAUCACCAGGAAAAGAAAACAAUACCUCAGAACUUAUACCACAAAACUUUGCAAAUACUUUGAAAGAUGAGCUUACAUCAACUAAAACAUUUGCACAGAGCUUUGAAUUACCAUACUAUGCUAAGUUUUUGCUAAUAGCAGCAUACCUUGCUAGCUAUAAUCCACCUAAAGAAGACAAACGGUUGUUCAUGAAGAACCAUGGUAAACAACGGAAAAGACUGCAGCAAGUAAGAGCAAAAGCAAAAAUAUCUGAAAGAUUAAAUACACAACUUGGGCCUAAGGUGUUUACGUUAGACCGUUUACUAGCAAUUUUCUAUGCAAUACUUGAAGAAAAAAUUGGUCUCACGAGUAAUCUCCUGGCACAAAUUGCUACUCUAGUUGAAUUAAAGUUGAUCGCAGGUAGUAAAGAAAUUGACUUGGAUACUGCGAAAUACAAAUGUAUUGUUGGUUAUGAUUUUAUCUCAGCGGUCGCACAAACUGUCGGUUUUAAUGUCAGAAAAUAUUUGUAUGAUUUUAUGUGA